CCAGGCCCCACUGACAAACUGUGACUGAUUCCAUUCUGUGACAGAAAUCAAGAAUCGUCUGGUUAGGAGUGUGUGUGCAUAAUUUUUUGUCUUCUUGUCAUCUCUUUGAACACAGAGAAAACAAAAUACUUCAGAACCGCACACACACUGCUGAAUGGUACACAGACUAUAAAGUUAUUCUCAUAACAGUUUGCACUGCAGAGACAGAGGCAUUAUGCUUGGGGUAGUUAAGUUUACCCUCUGGGUGAUAACAGGUCUGCUGGCUGUGCUGACCGUCUUAUUUAAUGUCUACAUCUUUGUGAUGUGCCUCUGGAACUACAAGCAGAAAAAGCAGUUGGGUCCCAGUGAUACCAUCAUCAUGGCUCUGUCGGUGGCGGAUGUGGCUCAUCAGCUGGCCUGUUACUUCUGGAUGACCAUGGUUGAAGUGGACAGAGAGUGCCGCAUCGCCCAGAUUAUCUACGCCGUCAUGCUACAGUUUAUCUUCAGUGUCAAGUUCACCAUUAUGUGGGACACCAGCUUUCUCACCUUCUACUACAGCACCAAGCUGGUCAGCAGGCCCAAUCAGUGCUACACACACAUCCAGAAUGCCAUCCUCAAGCAUGUCACCUUAGCCAUGUUUCUCAUCCCUCUGUGUGGCCUGUGCACCUGCAUGCCCAUGCUGGUGGUAUUUCAUACUGAACAAAAUGUCACAGAGACGAACGAAGACUGCGGGGUUUUAGUUCCCAACACCAAGGCCGGCCUGGUUUAUGAUGUCCUUUAUUUGUUCCUCGCUGAUGUACUGCCAGGGCUGCUCAUGAUAAAAUGCUGCAUCUCCAUCUCUGUCCACCUGGCCAUCCAUCUCCGCCACAUGAAAGCCAGCACCAACGGGGCGCACCUCCCAAAGCUGGGCUCCCAGAUGAGGGUGAUCGAGAUGGCUCUGUCUAUAGUGGCCAUCUUCAUUGUCUUCCUCGUGGUUGACCUGUAUGCGAACUAUCAAAUAGUGGUGAACCACGAGAACGACAUCACGCUCACGUUCCUCUUCACGUCCGUCUACACGGCUGUCAACGCCAUCGUGCUCAUCUAUGGUAAAAAGACGUUUUGGAAAGCUCUGCUACGUGAAUAUAACGUCCUCUUGGAUGUAUAUCCAUGUCUGUCUUGUCUGAAGGUGCCUGAACAAAAGGCUAAAGCCAGCACUCCUGUAAAAGUCCACAACUGAAAAGCCAAUUUGCUUUGUGCUGGAGGUCUUUGUGCUGAAAUCAAUUGGUCAUUGUCUGUGCUUAUUAAGAACUUUGAAGUAACUUAUUCUUUUAUCUUCUGUGCGAGCAAUUUCAGUAAUGGCCACUGUCUUGCUGAAUAACAUAAUUGCAAUUUCUUACAUCAAUAUGGGAUUUUAGCUGUGUUACACAGUUGGAGCAAGGGAAGCACAAGCGUUGAAGUGAUGCACACAGCUGCUAGGUGACCAUCCAAAUCACAAGCUCAUCAGACUGCACCUAUGAACAUUAAUAUUUCAGCAGAACAAAUAAUAGUCAGGCCUGUAAAAUAGAUCCCCAAGCAUGGCUGCCUGGACAUGAUGUAACUCUGUGCCCAUCUCAAAAUGUUAAAAAAUACAUGUGACUGUGGUGAGAGUACAGAGCAUAUUAAUAAAACAAGAAAGUACGCACAACUUGAUUUUUUUUUUCCUCUCAGCAUCACAGAGGAUUUGAGGGUUUUUCCUCUGUCGGGUUGCAGAUAGUUAAAGCUGCACAUGUGGGACUACAGUAGGCUGCAUGUACAGUGCCUUGCAAAAGGAUUCAGCCCCUGUUGGCUUUUUUACCUAUUUUGUCACAUUACAACCUCUAAUUGCUGGACUUUAUGGAAGAGUGAUCAGAAGAAAGCAAUUACUUUUAGCUAAAAAUAAGAAGGCAUGUUUUGAGUUUGCCUUUUUGCAAACUCAAAACCUGUACCAGUCUGUAAUAGGUUUGAGACUAGGACAGAGGUGCAUCUUCCAGCAGGACAAUGACCCAAUAUACUGUUUAUGCAACACUUGAGUGGUUUAGGGGGAACAUAUAAAUGUGCUGGAAUGGCCUAGUCAAAGUGUACACCUCAGUCCAACUGAGAAUCUGUGAUCAGACUUAAAGAAUGCUGUUCACAAGUACAAACCAUCAAACUUGAAGGAGCUGGAGCAGUUUUCCCCGGAGGAAUGGGCAAAAAUCCCAUUGGCAAGAUGUGGCAAGCUCAUAGAGACUUAUCAAAAAUGACUUGCAGCUGUGAUUGCUGCCUAAAGGUGGCUCUACAAAGUACUGACUUUAGGAGGGUGAAUAGUUAUGCACCUUGAUGUUUUCUGCUAUUUUGUCAUAUUUUUUUGUUUGCUUCACAAUAAAACAAAUAAUCACAUCUUCACAUUUGUAGGCAUGUUCUGUAAAUUAAAUGACGCAAAC
Molecule: messenger RNA, 2396 nt
Organism: Amphiprion ocellaris (clown anemonefish)
Lineage: Eukaryota; Metazoa; Chordata; Actinopteri; Pomacentridae
Exons: 1
Coding region: 215-1195 (326 amino acids)
Biological process (GO): G protein-coupled receptor signaling pathway; sensory perception of taste
Cellular component (GO): membrane
Molecular function (GO): G protein-coupled receptor activity
Source: RefSeq, a predicted model, not a curated record